CAGAUGAUUGUUUUUCUAUCACGUCGACGCACGGAUAGUAAGCUAAAGUAUAAUGCUAAAAUAAACUAUUUCAAAGAACAACGCCGCGAUAUCCUCAACACGCAACGCGUCGAAAAGCCUUCAUUUGGACACAGGAUUCCAAGUUGAACUGUUACCCGCAUGGACGCGGUGCAGCCGUCACUGUGUGGACGCGCGAAUUGGAUAACGUAAGCUAAGUAGCAUUAGCUUCGUCGCAAGGCCUGAGCGGGAGGAGAGCAGCUUCCUGUUGGGGAUGUUACACUUAAACACGCAACAGGCUACGGUUAUUAAAGUAGCUUAAGCAUUCGUGAUCUAGACUUACUCGUUGGUUUGCAAUUUACGCUCCCGGGCGACCACCCUGUUAGCAGUUUUACUUGUCAGCUAGCAUGAGUGAAGUGACAGACUGCAAACAUUCCACUGACUCCGCAUCGAGGAAGCGCUGUCAAUCAUCCGACAACGAUGAAGUCGACUCUGUUCCCAACAAGUCCACAAAAGUCGCUGACACUUCAAAUGAAAAACCAUCGGAAAGUUGGAGAAACAGUGAAGCAGAGGGAGCAGAAGCAUGUGCACGAGAGGAAAGCGGAGCAGAUGUUGGGGAGAAGGUCGCUACAGAGAACACAACAUCCGCCAACAACUCCAAAACUGAUGCUGAAGCGCCUUCCCACAGCGGGAGACCGCCUCAUGAACUGACACCCGGCGAUGCCGAGCAGACCCCAGAACCAGAGCGAUCAUCAACCCCAUCCCUCCACCAGUCUGACUCCGCAGCUAUCGCUGCAGCCGAAGCACUCGCCAGCCUCACCGGAGGAGACGGGAAAGCUGGCACUUCUGGCAAACCCAAACACCAAAACCAGAGUGGUAAACUCAAGCAGCGGUCAAAAGGAGGCUUAAAAACACAAGCAGCUGUGGCAGAUAGCUCCACAUCUUUACACAGCAGUGAUCGAGAAGAAGAGGACGAGGCUCCUGAUGAAGGCGACGACUCUUUAUGCGGAUCUUCCUCCACACCGAGCUCAUCUUUCCCGUCUGAUAAUGAAGAGAACGAUGAUGGCGAGUGUGCUAUUGUCUCUGUGAAGAUGGCGCCGGAAAUGAGGCAGUCAGUGGCUCUCCUGGCUCAGGUGCAGACCAAGCUUGAUGCUCUUGAGAAGAAAAGUGCACGACUGCACCAGCGGUUGGACUUGAAGAUUGGGCGCCUGAGACAACCACAUUUGGAUCAGCGCAGCAAUAUCACCAAAACAAUCCCAGGCUUCUGGGUGACAGCUCUGUUGAACCACCCCCAUCUAUCUGCUCACAUCGAUGAAACUGAUGAGGAUGCUCUCAGCUACAUGACAGAUCUGGAGGUUGAGUCAGUCAAGAACAACAAGCUGGGUUUUCGGAUUCGCUUCCACUUCAGAAGGAACCCUUACUUCCAGAACAACAUCAUCAUGAAGGAGCUGCACCUCGGGGUGGGAGGUCAGGCCAUGUCCUUCUCCAACCCCAUCUUAUGGCAUCGUGGCCACAAUCUAACAGCCCACAGUGAACCCAGGAAGUUGUCUCGCGGAGUCUACGAGACCUUUUUCAGCUGGUUUGGUGACCAUAGCAACCCCGGGCAAGAUGACGUGGCACAGAUCCUGAAGGAUGAUCUCCACAGAGACCCUCUGCGAUACUACCUCACUCCACUGUGGGAACCCAGGGAGAACGGCAGUGCCGCUGGUGGAGCCAGAACAGCAAACAACGGCAGUGGAGACGACUGCGUGGUGAUAUCAGACUCUGAUGAAGAGGAUCCUGGCGAGGAAGAGCAGAAGGCCGAUGGAGGUCAGGACGACGACGACGAUGAGGAGGAUGAGGAAGACCGAGAACGAAGUGCAGAUGAAAGUCAAGAAGAAGAUGGAAUGGAGGAGGCUGAGGAGGACGGGGAGGAUGGUGGCGAGAUAGUGAUUGAUGGCUCUGACGACAGCGACCAAGAUGAGAAGCAUCAGUCGGAGGAAGAGGAGAGGGAAGAGGAGGAUGUGGACACUGAGAACUAGCAGAAGGCAAAUCGUCGAGGGACCUGAGUUCAGGACGCUCACGCUGAGGUUGAGGUUAAUAAUAAACAAGAGCAAACACUCAACCUUCUUCCUGCUGAUCAUAAAUAAUAUGCACAGAAAUUCACUGUUGUUUUACUCCUUUAAUAGGUUUUAAAUCAGGGUAAAACUUAAGAUAAAGCCACGGCGACACAUUGCGACUCUGUUUUAUACAGCUCUGUCUCUCUUUUCUGUUCUGACUUUGUAGAACUGCUCACCACAAUGAGGCUGUUUGAGAACCGUGUUGGUGUGAAAGGCCUCAAUGUACAAUGUGAGGAGAAACAUCCUUAAAUUGACAGCGAUACCUUUUGAAGAAAUCCUUUGUUCUGAAUCUAAAAAUAUAAGAUGAUUAGAUAUAAUGAGAGUACACUGAAUAAGUACUGAACCAAAACUUGUUCUCAGGGAAAAUCGUGGUUGUAGAUGUUUUCUUUGAAUCAAAACCAACUCCACUCUGGUUCCUGUGCGCUGUGAAUACGCCAGCUUGUACUCUACUGUAGUAAAUAGCAAGAAGUAUUCUUUUAAUAAGCUAAUCAUGUGUUCUUCCCUUUACUUCGUGUCAUACACACCCUCAAUUACACUCUCCUGGUAUUCAUGUAGUUACACUUUAAUUUAUUGUUUAUUCUUUGCGCUGUUUUUUUACUCAUUCGGUUUAUGGCAUGAUGUCUGGAGUAGUAACCAGUGGACUCCUUUUAAUGUAAAUAAUCUUCCAGACGGAACUCAAGUGAAGAACCUGGGAAUUGUUUUCGAUCAACAGAGUUAGAAGGUUUUGUUUGUGCAUUUUAACCUGAGGCUGUAUUUCAUUUGUUUGUUGGCUUUAAAUGUCCUUCAAUUCCCCUGGUAAUAAAGUAGAGUGGUAUUUUA
This is a messenger RNA of Synchiropus splendidus (mandarinfish), 2915 nucleotides long. RefSeq names its product testis specific protein Y-linked (gene tspy). Gene Ontology annotation, molecular function: chromatin binding; histone binding. Gene Ontology annotation, cellular component: chromatin; nucleus. Gene Ontology annotation, biological process: nucleosome assembly. The record is from RefSeq and is a predicted model, not a curated record. The transcript is spliced from 8 exons. The coding region runs from base 405 to 2018 and encodes 537 amino acids. NCBI's taxonomy places the organism in Eukaryota, Metazoa, Chordata, Actinopteri, Syngnathiformes, Callionymidae.